AGACUCCAGAGGUGUGGACGCUCCAGGUAAGACACAAACGAUAACAGCUCCUUCUCUAAAAGACAUUCCUGUUUCAUCGCUUAAGAUGUAUCAGGACACUGUUGAAUCUUCUGUAGACAUGGAGACAGGAUAUGGCUCAUCCUAUACUUCUGCCACACCUAAUCCAUCUGAAGUGGAUUUCCCAAUGCCUCCGUUUGAUCAUCAAGAAAGGCAGAAAUCACUGUAUCAGGGAUCUGGGAUUGGAGGUAAGGACAGUAACUCAGAUACAGAAAGAAAGCUUACUAAACUUCUUCUUGGGUCUGACAAAGGUCAGCUUGAUUCAUCCUACUAUCCAGUUCUGGUUGUCAACACACCUGCUCAACAGUUCAGUUCUGCAGAAUUGGAGGAACGGUUUGGCUUCAUGUCUUCUGUCAGAUGGAAUGUUGUCUUUGACUGCAAUGCAGAUUCCAACAAGAUGGGGCUCUGUCAGUAUGUAAAUCAGAGGAAAUCGAUCAAGAUCUUGAGUGCAGAUAAAUUUACAGAGACAGAGGAUGUAGAUGUCCUUAGAGAAGGAAUUGACUUCCCAGAGAUUCCUGUUUGGCUGUUCCCUAAUGGUCGGAAUGAUGUGAAUGUGGCAGGAAUGGACAAGAUGUCAGAUAUGGACUGGAUGAGAGAACGCUCACAUGCAGUCUUGAACACCGUCCGGUUCUUCUCUCACCCUGGUGUCAUUCCGCCAGGCAGAGCAGUCGUUGUGUUCUUCCUGCUUUCAUAUUCAGAUAUCAUGGUCAUGACACAGUUGUUCAAGGAGUUCUAUACUUCCAAAUCCUUUCAGGACCUGAAACAUUUCACUGUCAUCGCAGAGAAUCAGGGUAUACUGCACAAAUGGAUUCAGCAUCUUGAAAGUCAAAGCAUCGUUUCAAGCAAGGAUAUGAAAGAUAGAUGUCUUGGAGGAGUGCCAUGGCAGGAGAUCAACACAUACAUGUUGAGACUUCUAGGAUCAUGUGAGACGCGUUUGCCAGAACUUCCUAAGUUUCCAAGAGGACAGUGCGAACUAAGGAAGAAACACCAGAGUCAGUGGUCGGACAUAUCAAUCCUAGCAAAGAAUGAGUGUGAAAACACUUCUAUGGAUGAGAGUAACCCCAAAUUCUUGGACUUUGUUCAAGAGAAAGAGUCUCGAUUCUAUCAAGGUCAUGAAGUUGACUGGUGGAAUUUCUAUCUGUCAGAAGAGAGGUUGAAUGGAGGCAAGGGCUUCAAUCAUGUUCUGAAGCGUCAGGUCUACAAGAGGCUCUAUUCUGAUGUUCAUGAAGUACUCGAUUCUCAAGGCAAGAAGGUCUCUUCCAUUUCAAUGGCAACUGUCUUUCAUGAAGCAGGUUCAGGAGGCACAACGGUAGCAAAGAACCUCUUGUGGGACUUUCACCGACAAUACAGAUGUGCAGUUGUCAAUAGGUUCACUAAUGACACAGUGAAUCAGAUUGUUGCCUUUCACAAGUAUGGCUACGAGGAAGGACAAGAGCCAGGGCCAGUUGUCCUCCUCUUGGAAAACCUGAAUUCUGAGACCAUGCGACCGUUUCUAAUAAGCCUUGAAAGAGAAACCAGGUACUUAGAAAACAAUGGAUUGGCUUUUGUUCUCAUCCAUUGCAAAAGAACCUCAGAGCCGCAACGCCAUCAGCAGAAGGAAGAAUCAAAGUCAUGCGUUUGUGUUGAACAUAAACUAACAGCAGAAGAGAAUCAGUGGUUCACAAAGAAGACCAAAGAUCUUGAGCAGAGGAGUGUGUUCAGUGAAGAGGAGUCUCCUGAGCUCCUUCUUGCUUUCAUGGAGAUGAAAAAAGAAUGUGAUCCUGAAUACCUGAAAAAGGUUGUGAAGGGCAUUCUUCCAAGAGUUGGCAAAGAAUCCAAGAAUGCACUCAAUCUAUUGAAGUAUAUCGCUGUAGUGCAGAAGUACAAUCCUGGUUUUGCAAUGCCUGUUUCUGCCUGUGAUGGUUUCAUGCAAAGUCAAGAUAGAGUGAUGUCCAGUGGUCGGCAAUACACAUCUGGACCCUGGGAGAAAAAUAGGCAACCAUUCCUGGAACUGCUUCUCCAUGAAGAAUUCAUUCAAGAUAUUGACGGCUGUGUGAAAGGCCUUGCAAUCGUCCAUCCUGUUAUUGCUACAGAGAUUGUAGGUCAGCUUGGAGAACUCUUCCAACAAACACCUGCUGACAUGUUCCUUGAACUUCUUGAAGAGUCAACAAUCCUGGACACCUUGUCUUACAGUAAAGGCUACAUUCAGGCGGUUUGCAGAGAUUUGAUGGUAAGGAGACUGAGGAAAGAGUAUGGAGAUGAUAGAGAUACUGACUUUGCUCCUUUCAUUGAAGAAGUAUAUGCAGAGGAUAGAGCGAAGGCAUACAAGAUCAUGGAAGUUGGCAUCAAGAAAUUCCAAGACCCAUUCAUAGCACAACAGAAGGCUCAACUUCACAGCAAGCGAGAAGAUGAUUUUGAUAAUGCAGAACAAGCCAUCAAUAUAGCACUUAGCAUUGUCAGCAAGAACCCAUAUUUGUGGGACACAAAAGGAAUCAUCCUUCGACAGAAGAUGACACAGUAUGAGCACAGGUUGGACCAAGAAGUUAUCAGUGACUGUGAAAUGAAGGAGCUGUUGAGUACUUUCAAUGAAUCUUGUGCAGCAUUUCAAAAUGCUCAGAAGGCUAUGGAAGAAGAUAAAGGAAGAAGGAAUUAUGCUGGCUUUGUCGGUGAAAUCACCACCAUUGGUCGAUUCCUGGAAAUAGUACAGAAGAGGGUGAGACCUUUCUGUUCCAGGAAUACAGGAUUGGAGACUUUGAGGAGGUAUCUAAUGACGGAAUAUAUUCCUCCUGAUCUCACCCUACCUUCACUCCUUGAAUUCAGUGAUACCAUGAAAUCAUUGUCAAAGAGAGUUGAUGAAGUGCUUGGGCGUUUCACUGACUAUCUUGUUCAUUGUGCACAGCAACGAUUUGGUGGAGCCUCGUACAGAAUCUAUGAUGACAAAUUGGAGAAAAUCUACACUGCCAAACACCGCUUCUUCGCUCUGUCGUCUCCACAGCUUGAAGAUGUACGUGUGCAUGCACAGUACCCAGUGGAAACUGCUUAUGCAAUGAGACGAUCUGAAGUGAAAAGGAUGAAUGCGGAUGGAUACCAACAGAUCUUUGACAUGGCCUCAAAGAAGAAAGUGGGCGAUCUCAAACAGGCUCAAGCUUUGCUCAGGCAAAACCUUAGAAGUCCAAGUCUGUUCGACAUCAAGAACUUUGUGUUUACCCUCUUUGCCUUGUCAGUCUGUUCCGAUGAAGGAUUAGAUGAGGAGGAGGCCAGAAAGUCAGUGAACAUCUUGAAGAUGAUGGAGGGAAAAAACGAUGGGUUCUAUGGCUUGUUCUUUGAGAUGCUGUUGAAUUGGCCCGAUGGCAGACCCAGAGAAGGAAGCAAACCAAUCGGAGAGACAAUUAGGCAGCUGAAUGCUAGGUGGACUGGUAGAUACCGCAAUAAGGUGUAUGUAGAGUCUCGACACGACCUGCCAAGACGAUCCAGAAUUCGUCAAAAUUACAGCCCCCUUAAGCCUGCCACAGAGUUCUACCUUGGACUUCAGAAUAAGAAAUCCCAAUUUGUCCACAGGAAGUCCCUUGGACGAGUCACGUAUGACAUAUGGAAAGAAGACUCCAUCAAGAAGAGACUCAGGCGAUUGGAUGGUGUCCUAGACAGCAAGCACUUUGUCUUGUACAACCCGGAUGGAGAAGAACCGGUGAAGAUCACUCUGUCUCUUCCCAUCAAGGGUGUACCUAGCCAGGAACCAGUUCAGUUUUACCUAGGGUUCUCAUUUGCUGGCCCUCUUGCGUAUGAUGUAGUGUACAAGGACAACAGAGAGACCCCCUUCAUUGCAAAAGAAAGUUCUACAAACUACACUUCAUACGUCAAUCAAAUUGCUGAUAUUAAUGAGCGCCCUGUAAGCUAUGACUCCUAAAGUUCUAUGUGAUAUCAAGAAGCUUAGUUUCUAACGAAUAUGUUGCUUAGAAAAUACACACGUGAAGAUGUCCUCAGUUCAGGGGCGUAAA
Messenger RNA from Strongylocentrotus purpuratus (purple sea urchin), 4031 nucleotides. RefSeq names its product sterile alpha motif domain-containing protein 9-like. The transcript has a single exon. Gene Ontology annotation, cellular component: cytoplasm. Bases 86 to 3940 code for a protein of 1284 amino acids. The record is from RefSeq and is a predicted model, not a curated record. NCBI's taxonomy places the organism in Eukaryota, Metazoa, Echinodermata, Echinoidea, Camarodonta, Strongylocentrotidae.